Molecule: messenger RNA, 1398 nt
Organism: Urocitellus parryii (Arctic ground squirrel)
Lineage: Eukaryota; Metazoa; Chordata; Mammalia; Rodentia; Sciuridae
Gene: C1H5orf15
Product: chromosome 1 C5orf15 homolog
Source: RefSeq, a predicted model, not a curated record
CCUAGCAACAGCGCAGGCUCCCGGCCGAGUCCGUUAUGGCCGCAGCCGCCUUGGGGAGGAUGAGGGGGGCCUCGCAAGUGAACCAGCUUCCCGGGCCCGGCAUUCAGACCCCCGGAGGGCUGGUGUGGAUACUGGUCCUCGUGCUCCUGCUGUCGUCCGCCAUGUCCACUGCUCAAUCACUAAAAGAUUCAACGGACCAAACUGUACAAAGCUCACAUAUUUCUACUUCAAAUAYGAAAGCUGUAACACAAGAAAACCUGAUCAAAUCUUCUAUUUCCCAUAUCAGUACCACUCUCCCUCCUGCAACCAGUACAGAGAAAAGUGGAAGAACAUCUGCAGCCCCCCAUCCCUCCCCUACCACUUCUCUGUCCCAAGAGGAAGCUGAUAACAAUGAAGAUCCAAGCAUAGAGGAGGAGGAUCUUCUCGCACUGAAUAGUUCUCCAUCUACAGCCAAAGACACUGUGGACAAUGGAGAUUAUGUAGAAUCAGACUAUGACUGGACCACCAGCCCCAGGGAUGAGUCCGAUGAGACUUUAGAAGAAAACAGGGGUUACAUGGAAAUUGAACAGUCAGUGAAAUCUUUUAAGGCCCCAUCCUCAAAUGUUGAAGAGGAAGACAGCCAUUUCUUUUUUCAUCUUAUUAUUUUUGCUUUCUGUAUUGCAAUUGUUUAUGUUACAUAUCACAAUAAAAGGAAGAUUUUCCUCCUAGUUCAAAGCAGGAAAUGGCGUGAUGGCCUUUGUUCCAAAACAGUGGAAUAUCAUCGUCUAGACCAGAACGUUAAUGAGGCCAUGCCUUCUCUGAAGAUUACCAAUGAUUAUAUUUUUUAAAGCACUGUGAUUUGAGUUUGCUCAUUAUAUAAUUUUAUUUGCUUGACUUUUUAUAUGAUAUUGUGCAGUUGUUUGCCAUAGGCAGUUGGUACUUAAAUGAGAGGYGCAUUUCUCUCUUUUGCCUUGGUGCUUUUGAAAUUGAAUGUCACAAACAGGGAGUAUAUGAUUUUUAAAUCUACAUUUUUAGAGCUGAAUUCAAUCAGGUGUUGUCUGAAAUGUGAGUUAAGCAUUACCUUACAUUUACACUGGUAGUUUUUGUUAUUUUCCAUUCAUUGUACUUGUUCUGGAAGUAAUGCUACUUUUAAAGAUCCCAGACUUGUAACUAAAUUCUAACAUAGUUAGUACUAUUGACUUAGAGUCAUUCUAUGCCAUCCAGGUACUAUUUUUUAAAGACACAUUACUUUGCAGUCCCAAACCAAAAGGUGCAAGGGUAUAUGUAAUAGUACUUUGCAUUCAAGUAACACACUUUUUUCUCUAAAAGAAAAUUGCUUUGUGUAUUUUAGGCAAUUAAAAUACAGUUUAAGAUAAUGAGACUGCUCAAUCCCACUACAGUUUUAGGUAGCAUAUUAAA